This is a messenger RNA of Halteromyces radiatus, 233 nucleotides long. RefSeq lists its product as uncharacterized. The transcript has a single exon. NCBI's taxonomy places the organism in Eukaryota, Fungi, Mucoromycota, Mucoromycetes, Mucorales, Cunninghamellaceae. The record is from RefSeq and is a predicted model, not a curated record. Bases 1 to 231 code for a protein of 76 amino acids.
AUGACUGAUUCCAUGUCAACAAAUUAUUAUCGUCAUCCAAUCAAUAGAAUGAUGGAUGAUGAUCAAUCUAUAAGUAAAAGAGAAACGUUAUUGAUGGAAAGAGAGCAACAACAGCUACGGGAUGACAUUGCAAGAUUACGACGAGAAGAACAAGAACUUCGGGACAAGGAUCAUUGGAUCAAGCAAAACAUUGUGGCUAUCAGAGAACGUAUCACUGCAGAACGAAGAUGAUG